Messenger RNA from Dichomitus squalens LYAD-421 SS1, 567 nucleotides. RefSeq lists its product as uncharacterized. The coding region runs from base 1 to 567 and encodes 188 amino acids. Lineage: Eukaryota; Fungi; Basidiomycota; Agaricomycetes; Polyporales; Polyporaceae. The transcript is spliced from 7 exons. The record is from RefSeq and is a predicted model, not a curated record.
AUGGCUGCUCGCUCCUUGACUUACCGCCGCGACCUCCAUGCCGCCAUGAUUGAGGUCAGGAUUCGAUACAGUCCUCGUUCCAAAGACUUCAUUCGAGAGGCCGUUCACGCAGAGGUGCGGGCGAGACGCGUAUCUCUCCACAACAAUGAGACCAUCUGCAAGAUCACGCUCACACCUGAAGGAAAACGCUUCUAUCGGAAGAUGGGCGGCUCUACACUCUUCAACGCUCAAGACAAGCGGUUGAUGCGUCUGACUGUAAAGGAGCUCCGUGAACAGACCGAAUUGAUCCAUCGUGUCGUACGCGAGAUAAAGCACCUCUUCACCCACUUUCAUCCUGAAAGCGCCCCUUAUCCUCCGAACGACAUACCCGGCGCUAUGAGGCUCAUGUUCCGCCAUAUCGACGAACUUAACGAACAGUGGACGGACCUGCAGCGAGACCUCGCAGCUGAUCAGGCGACUAUGAGAGAUCUCCGAGCAGCCCGUAGAUCUUCCGGUCAUGCGGGCUCGGCCUCCACCGGCAGCGGCUCGAUGACCUCCGCCUUUGGUGGCAGCGGUCCCGUAUCUUAG